Molecule: messenger RNA, 972 nt
Organism: Diaporthe citri
Lineage: Eukaryota; Fungi; Ascomycota; Sordariomycetes; Diaporthales; Diaporthaceae
Exons: 2
Coding region: 1-972 (323 amino acids)
Biological process (GO): folate import into mitochondrion; nucleotide transport
Cellular component (GO): mitochondrion
Molecular function (GO): folic acid transmembrane transporter activity; FAD transmembrane transporter activity
Source: RefSeq, a predicted model, not a curated record
AUGGAGAACAAGAAUGGAGGAGACAAGCCUCAAGUGUCUGGCGUUGAGACCGCCGCGGGCUUCACAGCAGGCGUCGUGUCGACGCUGAUUUUCCACCCGCUAGAUGUCAUAAAGACGCGUCUGCAGGUGAACCUCCAGACCGCGACUGGCCCGACGAAGCCGAAGCCACGGCCGCUCUCUACCAUGGACGUCGUGCGGAGCUUCACGAAGGCCAAGAACCCGGUCCUAGCGGCAUACCGCGGCCUCCCCGUCAACCUGGUCGCCAACUCGGCGAGCUGGGCCUUCUUCUUCCAAUUCAAGGAAACCUUCGAGGACGCCAUCGCCGACAUGGGGUACCCGCUCAUGUCGGGCGACAAACCCUCGGGCCUGGGCUACUUUGUCACCUCGGGGCUCGCGGGCGUGACAACCUCGUGCAUCACCAACCCACUCUGGCUGCUCAGGACGCGUAUCACGUCGACCGACCGGCACACGGCCGAGGCGUACCCCAACAUGCGGGCCGGCGCCCUGCGCGUGUACCGCGGCGAGGGCCUCAAGGGGUUCUACAAGGGUCUCGGCACCAGCCUCAUCGGCACCUCCCACGGCGCUAUCCAGUUCGCGCUGUACGAGCCGCUGCGCAACGCCUACUUCACCUGGAAGGGCGACAAGGAGAAGCAGAAGAUGUCCACCGAGGCGACGCUCGCCAUCUCCACCGCGGCCAAGACCACCGCCACCGUGGUCACCUUCCCGCACCAGGUCGUUAGGAAUCGCCUCCAGAACCAGCGCGGCACCGACGUCUACGGCGCCGGCAUCUCGGGCGUCGUGAGGAAGAUGUGGCAGGAGGGCGGCGUCAGGCCCUUCUACAGGGGCAUCGUGCCCGGCUUGCUUAGGACGCUGCCGUCAACCUGGGUGACGUUCAUGGUCAUCGAGUACGUCCGCUUCCACCUGCCCCGAUGGCUCGACGAGACCGACGGUGGUGGUGUUUCUGGGGAGUGA